Molecule: messenger RNA, 1503 nt
Organism: Danio aesculapii
Lineage: Eukaryota; Metazoa; Chordata; Actinopteri; Cypriniformes; Danionidae
Product: 5-hydroxytryptamine receptor 3A-like
Exons: 10
Coding region: 52-1503 (483 amino acids)
Biological process (GO): regulation of membrane potential; signal transduction; chemical synaptic transmission
Cellular component (GO): postsynaptic membrane; synapse; neuron projection
Molecular function (GO): neurotransmitter receptor activity; transmembrane signaling receptor activity; extracellular ligand-gated monoatomic ion channel activity
Source: RefSeq, a predicted model, not a curated record
GAGAUAAAAGCUUGAGUGUAUUUUAUAGCAUUCGAACUCCACCAUCUUCUCAUGGAUGUAGGUUUGCUCUCAAGACCACAGGCUGCUGGAUUCACCGCGAGUCUUCAGCUCUGUGUUUGCUCCUAUCUAGUCCUCCAAACUCUCCUCAUCAAAUCCGCAGAGCCCUUCAACUGCUCUGAAGUAACGACGGAUGCUUUUCUAACAGACGUGAAGGACAGAAUCUACGGUAAAACUGAAAUACGGCCAGUCGUUCACCUGAAAACUCCCACCAACAUCAGCGUGAGCUUCACUCUGUAUGGGAUAUUAGAUGUGGAUGAAAAAGCACAGAAACUGGACACAUUUCUUUGGGUGAAUUUGUACUGGAAUAUCGAAGGACUGAGUUGGGAUCCUGAUCAAUGCGGAACAAAUCGAAUUUCACUGCCAAGGAAACAACUGUGGAGGCCUGACAUUAUCAUUAAUGAAUUCAUUGAUGACAAUAAAGUCCCUGAAACAUAUUACCUCUACGUCACAAACACUGGUCACGUAAUAGAUGACCAACCCUUUCAUGUCAUCAGCUCCUGUAACCUGGACAUCUACACCUUUCCGUUUGACAUUCAGAACUGCACGUUCACCUUCAAUUCAUACCUGCACACCGUGCUGGACGUUCAGUUGUCCUUCGCGAAGCCAGUGGAGGAAAUACUCAGUGAUUCUUAUCAAGCAAUGGCUACUCAAGGAGAGUGGGAACUGGUCAACAUGCAUGCUGAGAAACCCAUAAUACCUCCCCAGGACUGGAAUAAAACACAGGACAUGCUUGUUUACUAUAUCGUCCUCCGGCGUCGGGCGACUCUGUACGUAGUGAACCUCCUGAUUCCCAGCUGCUUCCUCAUUACUGUAGAUCUCUUCAGCUUUCUUCUUCCACCUAAAAACGUGGACCGAUCUACCUUCAAAAUGACCCUCAUCUUAGGUUACACCGUGUUCCUGCUGCUAAUGAACGACAUGCUGCCCGUCACAGGAAACACCUUACCUCUUAUAAAUGCCUUUUUCUCUCUUUGCCUGGCGUUGAUGGUGGCCAGUCUGCUGGAGACCAUUUUUAUCAUUAACAUUCAAUAUGGCUCCACUCACUAUGGCCCAUUACCUCAAUGGGUCAAGGUGUUUUUUCUCAACUAUGUCGCCAGACUUGUGUGUUUAAACAAAACACAGAGUGAUCAAAACUGUGAUAAAGAAGAACUCAUAUUUGAGAAUGAAGGCUGUGAUCCUGCGGUUGGAAACGCUAAGAGCAAAGAGGACAUUAAGACUUGUGCUUCUCUUCAGCAGCUGAGGGAAAUAACCCACGAGUUAAUAUCCAUCCGUCAGCAGGUCGAUAAACAUUUUAAAACGGAUGAGAGCGCAGACGAGUGGGAUCUUUUGGGUCAAGUCAUUGACCGACUACUUUUCGGCCUGUAUAUUGCCUUUCUCUCAGUUAGUUUCAUCACUAUUGUAAUCAUCUGGCUGAUCUGGUACAAAAAAAACGCAUCUUUGAUAUGA